GACGAAGGCGGCUGCGGCGGCGGCGACGACGACGGCGGAGCCUUGGGUCGGUGUCUGCGCGCUGGUGUCUGAGGCCCAGGCUGAGGCCUCCUCAGUAGCCCGAGCGCAGGCGGUGGAGAGGAUGACGGCCGCUGCCGUUUUCUCCUGAGCUAGAGCCGCCGCUACCCUCCCCCUCCCCCGGCAGGGCGGAGAGGAGCGGCCGGAGUCUGAGCUAUGGUGCCCGGCGAGGAGAACCAACUGGUCCCGAAGGAGGAUGUGUUUUGGAGAUGCAGACAAAAUAUCUUUGAUGAAAUGAAGAAGAAAUUUUUACAGGUAGAAAAUGCUGCUGAAGAACCAAGAGUCUUAUGUAUAAUACAAGAUACUACUAAUUCAAAGACAGUGAAUGAACGGAUCACUUUAAAUUUACCAGCUUCUACUCCUCUCAGAAAGCUCUUUGAAGAUGUGGCCAACAAAGUAGGCUACAUAAAUGGAACCUUUGAUUUGGUGUGGGGGAAUGGAAUCAAUUCUGCUGAUAUGGCUCCACUGGAUCAUACCAGUGACAAGUCUCUUCUUGAUGCUAAUUUUGAGCCAGGAAAGAAGAACUUUCUGCAUUUGACAGAUAAAGAUGGUGAACAGCCUCAAAUACUGCUGGAGGAUUCCAGUGCUGGGGAUGACAGUGUUCAUGACAAAUUUAUAGGUCCACUUCCAAGAGAAGGUUCUGUGGGCUCUACCAGUGAUUAUGUCAGCCAAAGCUACUCCUAUUCAUCUAUUUUGAAUAAAUCAGAAACUGGAUAUGUGGGAUUAGUAAACCAAGCAAUGACUUGCUAUUUGAAUAGCCUUUUGCAAACACUUUUUAUGACUCCUGAAUUUAGGAAUGCAUUAUAUAAGUGGGAAUUUGAAGAAUCUGAAGAAGAUCCAGUGACGAGUAUACCAUACCAACUUCAAAGGCUUUUUGUUUUGUUACAAACCAGCAAAAAGAGAGCAAUUGAAACCACAGAUGUUACAAGGAGCUUUGGAUGGGAUAGUAGUGAGGCUUGGCAGCAGCAUGAUGUACAGGAACUGUGCAGAGUCAUGUUUGAUGCUUUGGAACAGAAAUGGAAACAAACAGAACAGGCUGAUCUUAUAAAUGAACUGUAUCAAGGCAAGCUGAAGGACUACGUGAGAUGUCUGGAAUGUGGUUAUGAGGGCUGGAGAAUCGACACAUAUCUUGAUAUUCCAUUGGUCAUCCGACCUUAUGGGUCCAGCCAAGCAUUUGCUAGUGUGGAGGAAGCAUUGCAUGCAUUUAUUCAGCCAGAGAUCCUGGAUGGCCCAAAUCAAUAUUUUUGUGAACGUUGUAAGAAGAAGUGUGAUGCACGAAAGGGUCUUCGGUUUUUGCAUUUCCCUUAUCUGCUGACCUUACAACUGAAAAGGUUUGAUUUUGAUUAUACAACCAUGCACAGGAUUAAACUGAAUGAUCGGAUGACAUUUCCCGAGGAACUAGACAUGAGUACAUUUAUUGAUGUUGAAGAUGAGAAAUCUCCUCAGACUGAAAGUUGCACUGACAGUGGAGCAGAAAAUGAAGGCAGUUGUCACAGUGAUCAAAUGAGCAAUGAUUUCUCCAAUGAUGAUGGUGUUGAUGAAGGGAUCUGCCUUGAAAGCAAUAGUGGAACUGAAAAGAUUCCAAAACCUGGGCUUGAAAAGAAUUCUUUGAUCUAUGAGCUCUUCUCGGUUAUGGUUCAUUCAGGGAGUGCUGCUGGUGGUCAUUACUAUGCUUGUAUAAAGUCAUUCAGUGAUGAGCAGUGGUACAGCUUCAAUGAUCAACAUGUCAGCAGGAUAACACAAGAGGACAUUAAGAAAACACAUGGUGGAUCUUCAGGAAGCAGAGGCUAUUACUCCAGUGCUUUUGCAAGCUCCACAAAUGCAUAUAUGCUGAUAUAUAGACUGAAGGACCCAGCAAGAAAUGCAAAAUUUCUAGAAGUAGAUGAAUAUCCAGAACAUAUUAAAAAUUUGGUGCAGAGAGAGAGAGAAUUGGAAGAACAAGAAAAGAGGCAACGAGAAAUUGAGCGCAAUACAUGCAAGAUAAAAUUAUUCUGUUUGCAUCCUGUGAAACAAGUGAUGAUGGAAAAUAAAUUGGAGGUUCAUAAGGAUAAGACAUUAAAGGAAGCAGUAGAAAUGGCUUAUAAGAUGAUGGAUUUAGAAGAGGUAAUACCUAUGGAUUGCUGUCGUCUUGUUAAAUAUGAUGAGUUUCAUGAUUAUCUUGAACGAUCAUAUGAAGGAGAAGAAGAUACGCCAAUGGGACUUUUACUGGGUGGAGUCAAGUCAACAUACAUGUUUGAUCUGCUGUUGGAGACAAGAAGACCCGAUCAGGUUUUCCAGUCUUACAAACCCGGAGAAGUGAUGGUGAAGGUUCAUGUUGUUGAUCUAAAGGCAGAAUCUGUAGCUGCUCCUAUCACUGUUCGAGCUUACUUAAAUCAAACAGUUACAGAGUUCAAACAGCUUAUUUCAAAGGCCAUCUAUUUACCUGCUGAAACAAUGAGAAUAGUGCUGGAACGCUGCUACAAUGAUUUGCGUCUUCUCACUGUGCCCAGUAAAACCCUGAAAGCUGAAGGGUUUUUUAGAAGUAACAAGGUGUUCGUUGAAAGUUCUGAGACUUUGGAUUACCAGAUGGCCUUUACAGACUCUCAUUUAUGGAAACUCCUGGAUCGGCAUGCAAAUACUAUCAGAUUAUUUGUUUUGUUACCUGAACAAUCUCCAGGAUCUUAUUCCAAAAGGACAGCAUACCAGAAAGCUGGGGGUGACUCUGGUAAUGUGGAUGAUGACUGUGAAAGAGUCAAAGGACCUGCAGGGGGUCUAAAGUCUGUGGAAGCUAUUCUAGAAGAAAGCACUGAAAAACUCAAAAGCUUGUCACUGCAACAGCAGCAGGAGGGAGAUAAUGGGGACAGCAGCAAAAGUACUGAGACAAGUGAUUUUGAAAACAUUGAAUCACCUCUCAAUGAGAGGGACUCUUCAGCCUCAGUGGAUAAUAGAGAACUUGAACAGCAUAUUCAGACUUCUGAUCCUGAAAAUUUUCAGUCUGAAGAACGAUCAGAUUCAGAUGUGAAUAAUGACAGGAGUACAAGUUCAGUGGACAGUGAUAUUCUUAGCUCAAGUCAUAGCAGUGAUACUUUGUGCAAUGCAGAUAAUGCUCAAAUCCCUUUGGCUAAUGGACUUGACUCUCAUAGCAUCACAAGUAGUAGAAGAACUAAAGCGAAUGAAGGGAAAAAGGAGACAUGGGAUACAGCAGAAGAAGACUCCGGAACGGACAGUGAAUAUGAUGAGAGUGGCAAGAGUAGGGGAGAAAUACAGUACAUGUAUUUCAAAGCAGAACCCUAUGCUGCAGAUGAAAGUUCUGGGGAAGGACAUAAAUGGUUGAUGGUGCAUGUUGAUAAAAGAAUUACUCUGGCUGCUUUCAAACAACAUUUAGAGCCCUUUGUUGGAGUUUUGUCCUCUCACUUCAAGGUCUUUCGCGUGUACGCCAGCAAUCAAGAGUUUGAGAGCGUCCGGCUGAAUGAGACACUUUCAUCAUUUUCAGAUGACAAUAAGAUUACAAUUAGACUGGGGAGAGCACUUAAAAAAGGAGAAUACAGAGUUAAAGUGUACCAGCUUCUAGUCAAUGAACAAGAGCCGUGCAAGUUUCUGCUAGAUGCUGUGUUUGCUAAAGGAAUGACUGUACGUCAAUCAAAAGAGGAGUUAAUUCCUCAGCUCAGGGAGCAAUGUGGUUUAGAGCUCAGUAUUGACAGGUUUCGUCUAAGGAAAAAAACAUGGAAGAAUCCUGGCACUGUCUUUUUGGAUUAUCAUAUUUAUGAAGAAGAUAUUAAUAUUUCCAGCAACUGGGAAGUUUUCCUUGAAGUUCUUGAUGGGGCAGAGAAGAUGAAAUCCAUGUCACAACUUGCAGUUUUGUCAAGACGGUGGAGGCCUUCAGAGAUGAAGUUGGAUCCCUUCCAGGAGGUUGUGUUGGAAAGCAGUAGUGUUGAUGAGUUGCGAGAGAAGCUUUGUGAAAUAAGUGGAAUUCCUUUAGAAGAUAUUGAAUUUGCCAAGGGUAGAGGAACUUUUCCCUGUGAUAUUUCUGUCCUUGAUAUUCAUCAGGAUUUGGACUGGAAUCCUAAAGUUUCUACCCUGAAUGUCUGGCCUCUUUAUAUCUGUGAUGAUGGUGCAGUCAUAUUUUAUAGGGAUAAAACAGAAGAAUUAAUGGAGUUGACAGAUGAGCAAAGAAAUGAACUGAUGAAAAAAGAAAGCAGUCGACUCCAGAAGACGGGACAUCGUGUAACGUACUCACCUCGGAAAGAAAAAGCACUAAAAAUAUAUCUGGAUGGAGCACCAAAUAAAGAUCUGACUCAAGACUGACUCUGCUAGUGUAGCAUUUUCCCUGGGGGAUUUUGGUUUUAAUUAGACGGUUCACUGCUACUGUGUAGUGUGCCAUUAUAGCCGGACGUGGUUAGGGGUAACCCAGUGAUACCAGCACUGAUUGGACUGCCCUUCACCAAUCAGAAGCUCAGUGCCCAAUGGGCCACUGUUUUGACUUGGAAUCAUGUUGUGCACUAUAGUCAAAUGUACUGUAAAGUGAAAAGGGAUGUGCAAAAAAAUAAAAACAAAAAGCAAAACCUGCUACUAGAAAAGGGGAAAGGGGAAUGAGUAAACUUCUUGCGGACAGAUGUGCACAUAGCCGCUAGUCAAACCAGCCUCAAACAGGAUGCUCAUAGCUUAAUAAUAAAAGCUGUGCAAAGGCCAUGAAUGAA
This is a messenger RNA of Kogia breviceps (pygmy sperm whale), 4733 nucleotides long. It is a transcript of the gene USP47, whose product is annotated as ubiquitin specific peptidase 47. The record is from RefSeq and is a predicted model, not a curated record. Gene Ontology annotation, cellular component: cytosol; nucleus. Gene Ontology annotation, molecular function: cysteine-type deubiquitinase activity. NCBI's taxonomy places the organism in Eukaryota, Metazoa, Chordata, Mammalia, Artiodactyla, Physeteridae. Gene Ontology annotation, biological process: protein deubiquitination.